Ictidomys tridecemlineatus (thirteen-lined ground squirrel) is the source of this 3881-nucleotide messenger RNA. The record is from RefSeq and is a predicted model, not a curated record. NCBI's taxonomy places the organism in Eukaryota, Metazoa, Chordata, Mammalia, Rodentia, Sciuridae.
UUGAGUAGUGGGAGGUUAAGUCAGAUCAUGGAUACUCAGAGAUGGGGGACAGGGGUGGGGGUUUCAGGCUGCAGCACUGUAUGGAGAGAGUGGCUGCACCAGACCCAGGCUGCCACAGUACAAGAAGUCAGGGUGCCCUGGCUCAGCUUGGCCCUGGCUUGCUGUGCCUCAGGCCUGUACUGACAUGGCAGACUCCGUCCAGCCCAGUCUGUGCUGGCUACCUGUGCUCCAGCCCACCCAGGCUUCUGUUCUGCUGCUCCAGGACAGGGACCUGGCUUCACCAGGAGAUCUUGAUUGCUGCAACUUCUGGACCUAACCCUGAGGGAUCACCAUGCAGAAGGCCAGCCACACGAUCAGGUGCAAAGCAACCUCUCUUCUCCAAAGGGCCUGACCUGGUGACUAAUGCCUUGAGUCUUGAAGCUCUCCUUCACUUUAUCACCAGGUGAUGUGCUUUUUCCCUUUUCCUGAUCCUGUGUGCUCCUUCCCCCUCCCCCAUUCCUCUCAAGUUGAGCUAUUUCUGACUUGUGGCUGGGUUUAGUAUCCAUGCCCCCAGGGACAUAUUCUGAACCUGGACAACUCACAGUGUGGCCCCAAGGACCAAUAACAUUACCAUCCCCUAGAAUCAGUUGAGAAAUGCAAAUUCCUGGCCUUUACAGACCUCCUGGGUCAGAAUACUAGAAUCAAGAUCUUGUAUUUUAACAGCCUUCAGGAGAUUCUGGUCCCCUUGAAAAUUUGCAAGUAGCUGAAGAUAAAUGUUGAAAGCAUAUUUCAUGGGGACAAGGCUUAAGUCUUGCCUAUAAAAAAUGUAUAAUUCAGACUUGUCAGGACACCAUUUGCUGCCAGAGUUGGAGGUUGCAAAGGUCUCUGAUUUCCAGAGACCAGACUCCACACGUAAACUGUGCCCAAGGAGCUGUGAUCAAUCUGGCCACAAGAGGGCACCAACGACCACCUCUCAGCCAUCCUUAGUCUGAGUUGCCUUCUCUGUCUUCAUCUCCCUCUUUCUCCACUCCCAUUACUCUAAUGAAAAUGGCCACUCCUCUGAAUUCCUCUGGAGGAUUGCAUUCACUUAAUCAGCCAGGAUUCCAGGCACAGCAGUGGUGGUUUAAUCCGGGGCUGAGAAACUGGGGUCAGGGAGAGGAGAAGCAGUUCAGGAGAGCUUCUGUCUGUAUUCCUCAACUCUGUGCACCCCAGGGGUUGACAGGAGGGCCACUGACCUUGUCUAUUCUAGAACAUGGGAAGGGGGAAAGGUGGAACACAGUGGAGCUCAGACAUUCUGGGGACACGUGAGGUGGCAAAAUCCAGACCUCCUGUGGCUCUAGGAUGAACCCACAUUAUCUCUGGGCAGCGGUACUUCUCUUUAUGUACAAUUUACUCAUCACACACAUCUCUUUUAUCUGUCCCUUCUUGCCUCAUUAUCCCUGUCCACUAACACCUUGUUUUCAGCUUCUGAUUCAGGGACAUCCUAAGAAGGCUUCUCUUUCCCACUGAGGCAUCAGGGAGCCAGUGUGGCUGGGAUCCUCUGUCCUCUUGUUUGUCCUCCUCAAUCCAUCUGACUAGGUCCUGUCACUCCCUCUGGACAGGAGGUAAGUUAGCUUUCACUGGAGGAAGUGAGACCACUUGUGGGAAGGUGUAAUGGCAAAGAGGAGGCCCAGAGGGAGGGCCAAACAGAUAAAUUAAAGGGCUGAACCUGGAAGAGUAAGGACUGAGAAGGGCAAAGGCAGGGGCUGCCCAGUGCCUGCACCAUGUUGUGUCCACCCGGGAGGAGGGUUCUUCCCUGGGCCAUGCUGCUGCUGCUUCUCUUAGGCUUCCAACCCCUGGAAACUCAGGCCUGGUGUUCAGAAAAAGAUAUGUACACUCUCCAACUGAAAACCGGGGAUCCUAACUUCUCUCCUACGUUGGAGUUCGCCUUACAAAAAUUCAACCAGCAGAAUAAGGACCAGUAUGCUUACAAGCUUGUACAGGUCCUGAGUUCUGAGACUAAGAAGAUGAGCAUCUCAACAAUUUAUUCCAUGACGCUAGAGCUGGGAAGAACAGUAUGUGGAAAAUCUGAGGGAGAUAUUAAUGACUGCCCACUUCAAGACAGCCCAGAGCAGAACCAUACCUCCACCUGCCUCUUCAUAAUCAACACCCAGAAGUUGGCAGUAAGUUUCAGCAUGCUAAAGAAGAAUUGCUCAGAGUGAUUCGCCUGAUUUGGAUCCACCCACAGGACUGGUCAUGGUCGGCUCUAUCUUCUGUGGACACCAGCCAUUCACAGAAGUUGGCAUUUCAGUAGCUGAACAGUUCUGAGUUUUAUGUCCUAACAUUUUACAAAAUCUUCUAAAAUCUUUAAGAAAAUCUCCUUCAUCAGGUCCAUCAUGAAGAAUAGAUCAUUAUAGAUGAUAAUAAAUAAAUCAAAAUAGAUGCAUUUCUAUCAGCUUUGUGAGUCAUGAUUAUGAGGGUGAUUAUGAGGAUCAAAAGAGUUAUACUCAAAAGGGUGGUCUGCUGUCUCUCUAGAAGUGUCCCUCCUCCUUCUAGACCUCCUGAAUGCAGCCACAAGUGGCACAACUAAGGUGCAUCUGAGCCGCCGUCUUAGAGUUCAUGGCAAUGACCCACACAUAUCCAGAGGUAAAAUGACUGUGACUUCUCAGGGCAUCUGAUGUGCGCCAUGGAGGCAGCCAAGCCCUAAGUCCCCUCUCGGCACCUGUGCCCUCUACUUUUAAAGGGCUGGUUUUCAUACCUUUCCCUGGUCCUCAGCAGGAUGGUAGAUAAAGGAAGGACUCUAGCUUUACUCUCUAAGGAUAGUCCCAGCACUGGGAGCAGCUACAGCAUAUCCUGGUAACCUCACAGAAAUGGACAACUUCAGGGUCACCCCAUCUUUGCAAAAGGAGCCUGUUUCACAGAUCCCCAAGGGAUGCAAGGAAAAUUAAUAUUUGAUAUGUUCUGAUGUGUCAGAGGCUACUAAGAUCAUGCCUAUAUCACUUGACUAGGGUUUGGUACACAUUCGGUGGGGAAAAAAAAUAGCAACUAUUUUGGUGUUUAUGGACCAUAUGGUCUCUUUCUCAAUGACCCAAUAUUAUUCUUGUAUGUUGAGAGAAGCCAUAAGCAAUGUGUAAACAAAUGAGAGUGACUGUGUUCCGAUGAGACUAUAUUGACACAAGUAGGCAGUUGCUGGUUUGCCCCUUGAGCCAUAGCUACCAAUCUCCAAAAACCCCUCUAUAUGCCCUGUCCUUGAUGUCUCUAAGCACUACCAUGCAGGCAGCUCCCAUUUCAGCACCUUCACCUCCCCAGGCUGGGUUCAGGGCCUGCUCAGUGCAAAUGGAGUUCCAUCAGCAGAUUGUUUUCACUUUGCAGGUGUGGAGGUCUGAGAGUCAACCGCCAUUACUAGGAGACAGACAGAUUUACAUUCCAGUCUUGGCAUCCCAACUCCAGGGGGCCCAAUUCAAAGAGGGAUUUCCACAUCAAUUCUCAGAGCUUCUCUAAGCAGGAUUAACCUUCAUGGACCAUAGUCUGAGCUUUAGAAAGUCAUUUACCAAGUUUUCAAAUAAGACUUGAGCUGCUUCCAUGAAUAUAUCUUCAGCUUUUCUCAGCUGCUACUUAUAAACUUUCAGAAGAACAAGAAUCCCCCAAAGGUUAUUAAAAUUCAAGUUCUAUCUUCCCCAACUCCCAGGCUACUGACCCAGCAAAUAUGGAAGGAACCAGGGAAUUUUCAUUUGUAACCAGCUCCCAAGGGAUACAGGUAUUUCUGGCCCUGUGGCACACUUAGAGAAUCCCAGGUUUGGAAGAUCUCCCUGGGACUUGAUAUGGACUAAACCACAAAUAAAAAGUUAACCUCAAUAUUAUUCAGCCAUAAAGAAGAAUAUAAUUAUGGCAUUUUCCAGUAAAUGGAUGGAAUUGGAGACUAU